AUGUACGACUCGGCGGCGGACGUGCCUGAUCAGACUCUCCAGGAUCAGAUUGACCCGUCUACCAACAAGACCCUUACGAAGAGCAUUGCCAGCAUGAUUGACAGCAUGACAGGGUCCAAAGAUAUAGGUCUCGACGAUGACGUUUUCGCUAAUGGUUUAGACUCUCGACAGGUGCAGGUAGUGGCAGCAACGCUGGCACGAGCCUUGCCAGAGCAGAAAGAUGUUAUGUCUAUUCAGAAUGCGGUAUAUAUGAAUCCAACUGCGCAUGGAUUGGUGGAACAUAUCAGCCAAAAUAAAACGAAAGAUGUAUCAGCAACAUUUGACGGCCUCUUCAAGAAAUACUCAUCAACCCUCCUCCAACCCCCAAAACAAGCACCCCAACCCAAAGAAACCCACCACGUCCUCCUCACAGGUAGAACCGGCUUCGUUGGUGGCUUAGUCCUACAAUCCCUCCUAAACCACCCCGCCGUCACCGAAAUGAUCUGCAUAAACCGGCGGCGCAUCCCAGACACCAACUCCAAGCCAGAACCCUCCAGCAACAAAACACUCACGCAUCUCAAAGCCGACCUCUCCAAACCAUCUUUCGCCCUGUCUAAAACAGAAUACACUCACCUCGUCUCAACAGUCACAGAAAUCAUCCACUGCCAAUGGCCCGUAACAUUCAAUCUCCCGCUCGCCCUCUUCGAGCCGCAAAUCGCCGGCACAACAAACCUCAUCCAGCUCGCGUACGACUCUCCAAAUAACACCCGUAUCAUAUUCCUCUCUACCAUCGCUACAAUCCAGGGCUGGGACAAAGCGCCUACCCCCGUCCCCGAGGGGCCCCUCGAUGACGAAAAUGCCCUAAACUACGCACAGGGCGGCUACGGCCAGAGUAAGCUACUAGCAAGCAAAAUCCUCGAACAAGCAAGUAUACCAAGCGGCGUCCCCUCUGCCAUCUGUCGAGUCGGCCAGGUUGCCGGGCCCGUGGAUGCAGAUGGUGUGUGGCCACCCAGGGACUGGUUUCCGACGCUUCUGCGCGCGAGCGAGACCAUGGGCGUGUUGCCGAAUUCGCUGGGACAUUUCAACGAGGUGGAUUGGCUUCCUGUGGAUUAUCUCUCCGGGGCGCUUGUCACGCUCGCCGUGGAUCGGGAUUUGGGGGGGUUCCGUACGGAUAAGCCUAAGACAGGUGGGAAACGGAAAAGGGAAAGAAAGCCAGAGGGGUCUAGGUCUGGCGCGGCGUAUUAUCACCUUACGAAUCCGUCUAUUUCGUCGUAUACGGAUCUAGUUCCUGGUAUUAGGCGUCGGCUGGAGAAGGGGCGGGAGAUUGAGGUUGUUGAGACUCUGGAGGAGUGGACUGAGAGGCUUGAUGGGUGGACUUCAUCGAGUGAGAGGGGUGGUUCUAUUGCUGAUGGAGGUGAAAGGGAUGUGGAAUCGUCUAUGGCUGCCGCGGCGGCGCUUUUGGAGUUCUACCAGGGAUUGGCUCGGGAUCUGGAUAAACCGAGUGUGAAGCUUGAUAUGGCGUUGACUGUGAAGAAGAUUCCUGCGUUGAGGGAUGUUGGUGCAGUGAAUGAGGGCUGGAUUGAGAGGUGGUUGGAUCAAUGGGGGGUUGGGCAGUAA
Molecule: messenger RNA, 1596 nt
Organism: Aspergillus puulaauensis
Lineage: Eukaryota; Fungi; Ascomycota; Eurotiomycetes; Eurotiales; Aspergillaceae
Exons: 2
Coding region: 1-1596 (531 amino acids)
Source: RefSeq, a predicted model, not a curated record